This is a messenger RNA of Notolabrus celidotus (New Zealand spotty), 8866 nucleotides long. RefSeq names its product poly [ADP-ribose] polymerase tankyrase-1-like. The record is from RefSeq and is a predicted model, not a curated record. The transcript is spliced from 30 exons. Gene Ontology annotation, biological process: RNA processing. Lineage: Eukaryota; Metazoa; Chordata; Actinopteri; Labriformes; Labridae. Gene Ontology annotation, molecular function: RNA binding; RNA nuclease activity; NAD+ poly-ADP-ribosyltransferase activity. The coding region runs from base 173 to 4069 and encodes 1298 amino acids.
GCAGCUAGGCUAUUUAUUUUGUAAAUAAAAACUCACUCAGCAGUAAUUUGGUAUUUUAAAACUUUGAUAUGUUGAAGAUAAAUGACAGUAACCCGAGCGGAAGUUUGACUUUUCUUGGCAGGAAAUUGUCAGCAGUGUUUUUGUUGCUAGUGGGGACUGUUGUGUUGUGAAAAUGGCGACGCCUCGUCGCUCUUCUCAGCAGCAGCCAAACUCCCUUUUGGUCUCCCCGCCCCGCGGCUCUCCUUUCCCUGUCACUCCGCCUGGCUCACCGCCGGCACCCACUGACGAUGCUGCCCCGCUUUCCCCGCUAGAGAGCACGGCUGACGGUGAGGUAACCCCUGCCUCUCCCACCAGCACCUCCCCAGCUCUGGCCCUUACAGCCAGCAGCAGCAGCAGCACUAGCAGCAGCGCUAGCUCCCCGACCACCACCGAGAGUAGCGGGACAAGCCCUGGCUCCACGCCCGACUCUGGUAGUGGUAACCCCGGUAGCAGUAGCAGCAGCAGUGGCGGCAGCGGAGGUGGUGGUGGUGGUGCUCCCGGGGCUUUCAGGGAGCUCUUCGAAGCCUGUCGAAAUGGAGAUGUUUCGAGGGUCAAGAAACUAGUGGAUGCGGUGAAUGUGAAUGCUAAAGAUAUGGCAGGACGCAAAUCGACUCCCCUGCACUUCGCUGCAGGUUUUGGCCGUAAAGAUGUUGUGGACCACCUUCUUCAGACGGGGGCCAAUGUGCAUGCGAGAGACGAUGGAGGUCUGAUCCCACUUCACAAUGCCUGCUCAUUUGGUCACUCUGAGGUGGUGUCUUUGUUGCUGUGUCAGGGAGCGGACCCCAACGCACGGGACAACUGGAACUACACGCCCCUCCAUGAAGCCGCCAUCAAGGGCAAGAUAGACGUCUGUAUUGUGCUGCUGCAGCAUGGAGCCGACCCCAACAUCCGCAACACCGACGGCAAGUCUGCCCUGGACCUCGCUGAACCCUCUGCCAAGGCCGUACUCACAGGUGAAUACAAGAAGGAUGAGCUGCUGGAGGCUGCGAGGAGUGGAAACGAGGAGAAGCUAAUGGCCCUGCUUACUCCGCUCAACGUCAACUGCCAUGCAAGCGAUGGCCGCAAGUCCACUCCACUCCACCUGGCAGCGGGAUACAACAGGGUGAGGAUAGUUCAGCUGUUACUACAGCAUGGAGCAGAUGUUCACGCCAAGGACAAGGGUGGUCUGGUGCCUCUACAUAAUGCCUGCUCCUAUGGCCACUAUGAAGUUACUGAACUGCUGCUAAAGCAUGGCGCGUGCGUAAACGCCAUGGAUCUGUGGCAGUUCACCCCGCUCCAUGAAGCGGCUUCCAAAAACCGAGUGGAGGUCUGCUCUCUGCUGCUGAGUCACGGGGCCGACCCCACCCUAUUAAACUGCCACAGCAAGAGCUCUGUGGACAUGGCGCCCACUCCGGAGCUGAAGGAGAGACUCACAUAUGAGUUUAAGGGCCACUCGCUGCUUCAAGCUGCUCGGGAGGCUGACAUGGCCAAGGCUAAGAAGACCCUCGCACUGGAGAUCAUUAACUUCAAACACCCUCAUACACACGAGACUGCACUGCAUUGUGCAGUUGCAUCGCCACACCCUAAGAGGAAACAGGUGACGGAGCUGCUGUUGAGAAAAGGAGCCAAUGUGAAUGAAAAGAAUAAAGAUUUUAUGACCCCGCUCCAUGUGGCAGCAGAACGUGCUCAUAAUGACAUCAUGGAGGUGUUACAGAAACAUGGUGCAAAGGUGAACGCCCUCGACACGCUGGGUCAGACGGCGUUGCACCGAGCAGCCCUGGCAGGCCACCUUCAGACCUGCAGACUGUUGCUUGGAUACGGGGCUGACGCCUCGCUGGUGUCGCUGCAGGGCUUCACUGCUGCUCAGAUGGGAAACGAAGCUGUGCAGCAAAUACUCAAUGAGAACGUCCCAGUGAGAAACUCAGACGUGGACUACAGACUUUUGGAAGCUGCGAAAGCCGGAGACCUGGACACUGUCAAGUCGCUGUGUACGGCUCAGAAUGUGAACUGCAGAGACCUAGAGGGUCGACACUCCACUCCCCUUCACUUCGCUGCCGGCUACAACCGGGUGUCAGUGGUGGAGUACCUGCUGCACCACGGGGCAGACGUGCACGCCAAGGACAAAGGUGGUCUGGUUCCCCUUCAUAACGCCUGUUCGUACGGUCACUACGAGGUGGCAGAGCUGCUGGUCAGACACGGAGCCUCGGUCAACGUAGCCGACCUGUGGAAGUUCACACCGCUCCAUGAAGCUGCUGCUAAGGGCAAAUACGAGAUCUGCAAACUGCUGCUCAAGCAUGGAGCAGACCCAACCAAGAAGAACCGGGAUGGGAACACACCUCUAGACCUUGUGAAGGACGGGGACACUGAUAUUCAGGACCUGCUGAGAGGAGAUGCCGCACUGCUGGAUGCUGCAAAGAAAGGCUGCCUGGCCCGUGUGCAAAAGUUAUGUAGCCCCGACAACAUCAACUGUCGGGAUACGCAGGGACGCAACUCAACACCCCUGCACCUUGCAGCUGGCUAUAACAACCUGGAGGUAGCAGAGUAUCUGUUGGAACAUGGAGCUGAUGUAAACGCGCAGGACAAAGGCGGGCUGAUACCUUUGCAUAAUGCUGCUUCAUAUGGGCACGUGGACAUAGCCGCCCUCUUGAUCAAGUACAACACGUGUGUCAACGCCACAGACAAGUGGGCGUUUACGCCCCUGCACGAAGCGGCCCAGAAGGGGCGGACGCAGCUCUGUGCUCUGCUGCUGGCCCAUGGAGCCGAUCCCACAAUGAAAAACCAGGAGGGACAGACGCCGUUGGACUUGGCAACGGCUGAUGACAUCAGAGCAUUACUGAUUGACGCUAUGCCGCCAGACGCCCUGCCCAGCUGUUUAAAACCUCAGGCCACUGUGGUGAGCGCCAGUGUGGUGAGCACAGGUGCAACAGGGGGCGUGGUCAUUUCUCCCUCUCCAUCCCCGUCCUGCCUUUCUGCAGCCAGCAGUAUAGACAACCUGACCACAUCCAUCGGUGACAUCACUGUGGGCGGGGCCACCGGAACAGCAGACGGAGCAUCGGGCUCGGACAGAAAAGAGGGAGAGGCUCUGCUCGACAUGACCAUCAACCAAUUCUUGAAGAGUCUGGGGCUGGAACACCUAAGAGACAUCUUUCAGCGGGAGCAGUGGCAACAUUCAAAUAUUAACGUGCUAACAGGACAGUCAUCAGAGGAAACAUCACACCAGAUUUCCCUGGAUGUGCUGGCAGACAUGGGACACGAAGAGCUCAAAGAGAUUGGCAUCAACGCUUACGGUCACAGACACAAACUCAUCAAGGGCAUCGAAAGGCUGCUGGGAGGCCAACAAGGUGCAAACCCCUACCUGACGUUCCACUGCUCCAGCCAGGGCACUGUGCUGAUAGACCUGGCACCUGACGACAAGGAGUUCCAGUCUGUGGAGGAGGAACUGCAGAGCACUAUCAGAGAGCACCGUGACGGAGGCAACGCAGGGGGAGUCUUCAGCCGCUACAAUAUCAUUAAGAUUCAGAAAGUGGUGAAUAAGAAGCUGAGAGAGAGAUACGCACACAGACAAAAGGAGAUUGCAGAUGAGAAUCACAAUCAUCACAACGAGCGGAUGCUAUUUCAUGGUUCCCCCUUUAUCAAUGCCAUCAUCCACAAGGGCUUUGACGAGCGACAUGCCUACAUUGGCGGCAUGUUUGGUGCUGGGAUCUAUUUCGCUGAGAACUCCUCCAAAAGCAACCAGUAUGUUUAUGGGAUUGGUGGAGGCACAGGAUGUCCCACCCACAAAGACCGCUCCUGCUACGUGUGCCACAGACAAAUGCUGUUCUGCAGAGUGACGCUGGGGAAGUCCUUCCUUCAGUUCAGUGCGAUGAAAAUGGCCCACGCUCCCCCUGGACACCACUCUGUUAUAGGACGACCCAGUGUCAAUGGAUUGGCGUACGCAGAAUACGUCAUCUACAGAGGAGAGCAGGCUUACCCAGAAUACUUAAUCACCUACCAGAUUGUGAAGCCGGAGAGCCUGGCCACACCUGCCGCCACCCCAGAGCAGAAGUCGUAGAAAUCACAGCUGGAUUUAAAAAAAAAGACCAAACUGCAAUGGACUAGAACCAGUCUGAACCCGGAAGGUGUUUCAAACUUCAGACCCAAAAGUCAAGUUUCCAGAACUGAACUAGAAGUGGACCAAGCAGUAGUCGGACGACCCUCGGAAACUAAACGUGGAAUGUGCUGAAACAGAGGAAGCCAAGAGGAAGAGGCAGCAGUAUCUCUUAGUUUCAGUGUGCGACACACGCAGGUUGCAAAGCAGCAAACAGCAAAAAUCUGUCAGACUUGUUAAUUAAUACGAUUCGCAGGAGGAAAUGUUCUGGUCAACAUUUCUGAAGGUGCACUGGUAAGCACUUUAGAGAUGUGCAGGCCUCUAACCUGAUUGUAGAGCAAGCCUUUGGAACGGGAUAUUCCAUAGCAAAACAAACAUCCCUAAUUCUGUACCUUUCCACCGCUCAUGUACUCUGUUCCCAGUUUUUAAUGUGUUGUUUCAGCUAUUGUGUCCCAUUUCAGCUCUGUGCAUCAUCAACCAUAACAAAGGAACAUCCCGAGGCCACUUCCAAAAAACAAUCGUCGUGCUGAGAGAACAGAGAUCCAGGACAUUUUAUGUUGCAGCUUGUUACGUUUUCAGCAGUGAGGCGCAUGUAAACAAAACACAGUUCGCUGUGUUCUCUCACAUCGUCUCUGCUGUAAACAAACAAGAAAUUAUAGAACGAGUGUGAGCAGGAAGAAGAGAAACAGAUUGUAGCGCACAAAUACCCAGAAGUCAAUAAGCAGAAAACAAACAGGAGACCACAAUCCACUGCUGUUGCCACUACAGACUCCUGUCCUUUCACUACAUGUUCAUAACCGGGACCAUCUUCCUCAUCCAACAGUUUGUGUCCACUUAUGACUGAGCCCAGCAGAACUUCAAAUCUCCACUGAAACAAACAUGUACAUCACAGAUUUAUUGAAAAGAAGUUCUAAUAGCAAGCAGCAACAACCUACCAGACUGUGCUUGGAUGAGUCUAACAACCAUCUUUGGAUUAGAUGCUCAUAUGUUGCCUUUUUCUUCUUUUGUUGGUAUGAAAGUGACUGUUACUAAAAAGAUGUAGAGACAAGUGUUGACAGUGCUGUCACUCUCUACAGCUGUGUGUCACUCCUGCAUACUUCCAUCUGGAGCGUUUUUAUGUUUGUAUUUAAUGUCUAUCAGAGGGACCCACAUUUCCCCUUGACUGUUGUUUACAUGCACCUGCUGCCUUCUUCUCCAUUUCCUCUUUAUGUGUUACUGUUGCUGCCACCUAGAGGUGAAAGAGAGAAACUCAGUAUAGAGUUGGAGAGUGUAAUUGUGCUGUUAACCCGGAGGCCGUUUAUACUGGGAUUAGGGCUGUCAUGAUACCAGAAUUUCACCUGACAAUUAUCGUGGUCUUAAAAUUUACAAAAACAACCAGUUUGUUACUUUGUAAACCUUACUUAUCAAAAUUGACCUACAUGGCAUCAUAGCAAUGUGUCUUGACAUAGUAUUUGUUGUGAAUUGGCGCUAUAUACAUAAAGAUUGAUUGAUUAAUCAUACAUUUCUAAUGCUGUUCUGUUUUUUUAAUGAUAUCACCAGCGCCAUGACUGAAACUUCUAGUUAAAGGGAAUCUAAUGUCAUCUUCUGAGUGUGAUUCUGUUACACCAUAGCCUCAAACGCCUCAAAUUAUGCCCCCUAGUCCUAUGACUGAAUCAGUUACGACUGUUAUUGCCUUAUGCUAAUUAGUAUUAUUAACGGUUGUUGUAAUUUCUGGUAUAUUUUGACAGCCCUAAUUGGGAUUCAUUCUGCAAAGUGCUAUGUGUGAGAUAAAGGAUGAACUGCUCAUUGAAAUGACUUGACUGUGAGCAAACCACGUGUUUAGCCCGUAGCUUCCUUAGGUUCACCCAGCAUAAUAAAAUGAGCAUUCAUAGCAGCGGUACACACAGAGUCACAUGACCGGUCAUCACAAUCAUCAUUAUUCAGAAACAUAUUGCAAAAUGUAUAGCAUGUACCAAAACAUAAUGCUCUGAUGAAUGCUGUUUCCACCUUAAAUAUAUGAAUGAUUUUUUUCACCUUUUUAAAUACAAGGCAUGUAGAUUGAAAAUCAGUUGCAGGAAGAAAAACACCUGUACACUAAUAUAAAGCUCAGAGGCUAACAUACUCCCCCUGGUGGCUGACUGUGAAAAAGUCAACUGAGUGAGACAAACAGAAAACUGAUCCAACUGUCACUCUGUCUCUAGAUAAGAAGAGGCAGGUGUUUUCAUGGUCAGCCACUAAGAGCAGGACGUCAGUCUCUGGGGUUAUUGUACAGGUGUAAAUCUGUUUUUUAAUCUACAUGCCUUGUAUUUGAAAACAUGUUUAAAACAAAUAUUUGUAUAUGUGAAAACAACAUUUAUCAUGGCAUGUUGUUUUGACAGAUGCUAUACAUUUUGCUACAUUUCUGAAGUGGUGAUAUUGGGAUGACUGGUCCUGUGACCAUGUGUAUUACUUACAGAUGAUAAUGCCCAUUUAGAUACGCUGGGCAAACCUGAGGUAGCUACAGUGUAAUACACAGUUAGCUUACAAUGAAGUCACAGUUAAAGCUGCUGUUGGUCACAGAGUAAACAUCUGUUCAGAGAGAGGGACUUUGAAUGUCAACACUAUCCCUCCCAACCAGAUUUACUCUUAGCCCUCCAACACCGAUAGGUGUGCGCUAUCAUGAUAGGGCUGGACUCAUAACCAAUCGGAGGAUGUAGUAGGGGCCAACCAGAACGGAGGAUUGGAGAUUAGCUAUGAUUGGUCCGUCAUAACGGGAACAAGGGGAAUAAUAACAUUGUUUGAUACAAAGGCAUUGGAAUACGCAAAGAUUUCACAAUAGUCUCAAAUUACUUCACUUACUGAUGAGUACAGAUGGGCAUUAUGACCUUUUCUCCAAACCCAGCAGAAACAAAGUAACAUUUUUUACACCAUUCCAACCAACAGCAGCUUUAAGGAAGCAUUUCAUUGCACAGGUGUUCAUCCUCUAUCUUCUAUAUGUGAGUUCCUGCAACCGACUGGCACCUGAGAAUGCAUGUUAUCUGUGAAAGGAGAACCCUGCUCAUGGUUUACCAAUGAUGUGUGUUUUAGUGGGGAUUAUUCCAUUUUCAUUUGAUUCCUCCCAUGUCUCUUUUGUUUCUGCAUCAUUGUUAUACUGCUCAACUCUUAACACAACAAGCAAAUGUGAAAAGUGAUCAAAGUCCCUGUAUCUACGUAGACAAUGCAGCAGACUGGUCACAAGCUUCAACAGAUAUUUAUAGAAGCAGAAAUGCGCAGGUUGUACAUAAAGAUAAGCUAACACGUGUGUAUUAACCUCUUUCUGUGACAAACUAACAUGUUAGUCCAACCUCAAAGCAAGAUUAACAAACCCCUCACACUACCUGCUGUACACUUCAACUCUUUGUCUUAUACUGAUCAUGUUUUUAGGUUGAUGUUUUAUUUACAAUGACUGUUUUUGACACUGUACAACACACAGGACCAUAUAUGAGUUUAGUUUGUAUCACCAUCAGAUCAUGUAAAGUCCAUGAAGUUCCUUUAAAGCUAGCAGAAUGAGAAGAAAUGGCCUUAAAUGUUUAAGAGAAUGAGGAGAGUGUUGAAUGUUGUGUUGAAUUAAAAUCAAGUGGCAGCGAAAGGGAAAGAAGUUCAUUCUUUCUAUAGCAUUGUUAAGCUAACCAACAGCUCUGCCUGGCAUUAUCAGCCUAAAACUUAUUACAGGCUAUAUUUUAACUGUUUGUUCCACCUCUGCAUUUUUCCUCUCAGUUUUGCAACACGCACAUUUAACAGUAAUAGUUCCUCCCUGAAGCAAUCAAUGAUAUAACAGUGUUUUUGAAGCAGCACAUUUCAGCCAAAUAUAAAUAAUUGCAGACAAAUAUUAGGGAAAUUGAAUAACUAAGUAGCAAAAGUGAGGGAAAAAAUUAAGCUUGAAAUCAGAUUUGAAUGGGAGAAAAAGGUUCAAAAAUCUGCAUCACUGAGUUGAAAUAUGGCUUCUUGUGUCCAUUUUUCAGGGAAGGAAUUUCAAUUUCUCCUGCCUGGAGGAUGUUUCUCUAUCACAUAAAAUCUACAUAAAAUAAUUGUUCCAAUAAAUCAGUUCAACUCUGACAUUUCACUCAAUGCCCUGAACUCAGCUCACAAAGCUCUCAUUAGAUGUAAACAGGUGACCAAGUGUUUCCUGAAGACCAAUCAGAAUGUUGUGUUUCACUGUCAUUCUAACUCCCUCUGUGUUGCCACCACUCACAGUCAGCUCUGGGGAGGGCAGAGGUUUCAGAUGAGGUGGCAGCAUCACUGUGGGCUCUCUGCAUACCGAGCAGGUGGAGUUUAUGGUGUUGACCUCGUUAAGGUCACAGCACUGUAUGAUUUAAUAGCAGAAAGCUGUGAGACUGUACAUAAACUAACUCCAGAUGGGCCUUUUAACGGCUCUUUUAUGGAUGAUUCUGAGUUUAUUUUUCUUUGCUUUGAAGGACUUUUCAAAGACUUUUUUUAUGUGAUAACUAUCUGAAUUGUGUUGGAGCUGGUCCGUCUCUAUUUAUCUGUGGCAAAAGGCCAGUCAGCCAUCCUGUUGUAUAUAGUUGAAAGAGGUGUGAGUGUGUGUGUGUGUUCAGUCAGUCAGUCAGUCAGUCAGUCAGUCCAUGGCUCACCUUCUGACCUGCCUUCUACAGAAGUCACAAGUUUAAUGAACACAUUUCCUCUCUGUAAUGUUUGACCUCCUGUUGUACAGAUGCUUGUACAGAGCUGCUGAUCAGCUAACAUGUGGAACAAAAACUCAUUCUUGUACAGAAGAAAGUCCUUAAUAAAAGAUCUUAAAGUGUA